This is a messenger RNA of Engraulis encrasicolus (European anchovy), 1795 nucleotides long. Its product is annotated as protein NLRC3-like. NCBI's taxonomy places the organism in Eukaryota, Metazoa, Chordata, Actinopteri, Clupeiformes, Engraulidae. The transcript is spliced from 2 exons. Gene Ontology annotation, biological process: intracellular signal transduction. Bases 1 to 1770 code for a protein of 589 amino acids. The record is from RefSeq and is a predicted model, not a curated record.
AUGGCAUCCAAGAAAAAGAAAACGGCUAUCAAAUACAUUGACAUCUUCAAGCCUUUAGCUGGGCAAGGCAAACCCAUCAGAACAGUGAUGACAAAGGGAAUAGCUGGAAUUGGGAAAACAGUCUCUGUGCAGAGGUUCAUUCUCGACUGGACUGAAGGAAAAGCCAAUCAAGAAAUUGACUUCCUGUUUCCUGUGCCUUUUCGCGAGAUAAACCUGAUGAAAGAAAAGGAAUACAGUCUUGUGGACUUCAUCCAUCACUUUUUCAGUGAAACAUGUGACGUCAUCUUCUCCACUGAUGACAAAUACAAAAUUGCUUUCAUCUUUGACGGCCUGGAUGAAAGCAGACAACCUCUGGAUUUCCAGGACAAUGAAUGCAUCUACAGUGUAUCAGAGCCGGCUUCAGUUGAUGCCCUUCUCACAAACCUCAUAAAUCGGAAUCUGCUCCCCUCCGCUCAAAUUUGGAUCACGUCCCGACCCGCAGCAGCCAAUCGGAUCCCUCCUGAGUGUGUGCACCAGGUGACAGAAGUGCAGGGUUUCACUGACCCACAGAAGAUGGAGUAUUUCAAGAAGAACAUCAAUGAACAGGAAAUGGCCACCAGAAUCAUCACACACCUGAAGAGAUCCAGGACCCUCUACAUCAUGUGCCACAUUCCAGUCUUCUGUUGGAUGGCAGCCACUGUUCUGGUUUCUAUCCUCACAGAAGGUUGUGAGAUUUCAGCUUCCUUGACCCGGAUGUACAUACACUUCCUUAUCAUGCAAGUCAAAUACAUGAGUCAGAAGUACAAAGACAUCUGCAAACAGAAGACCGUUCUGUCCUUGGGGCGACUGGCUUUCCAGCAAAUGGAGAAGGGCAAUCUGAUCUUCUAUGAAGACGACCUGAGAGAGUGUGGCAUGGAUGCUGAAGAGGCCUCAGUAUACUCAGGAGUGUGCACUCAGAUCCUCAGGGAGGAGGCUGGGCUGUACCAGAAGAAGGUGUUCAGCUUUGUGCAUCUCAGCAUCCAGGAGUUCCUGGCAGCGUUAUAUGUGUUUCUCUGCUUCAGAGAGAGAAACAUGUCAGACCAAGAGCAAACCUCUCAGCUCUCUGCUCUGUUCAGAGCUGCAACACUUCAAGACCUACACAAGACUGCAGUGGAUCUGGCCUUACAGAGUGAGAAUGGACACCUGGACCUUUUCCUCCGCUUCCUUCUGGGCCUCUCACUGGAGUCCAAUCAGAACCUCCUAAAACACCUGCUGCCAAAGACCAGCAGCCAAUCACAAAGCACAGUGCAGACAGUUCAAUGUGUAAAAGAGAAGAUCAGAGGUGAGCGUAGUUCAGACAGAAGGAUCAACCUGUUCUACUGCCUGAAUGAGCUGAAUCAGCAUGCUGUAGUGGAGCACAUUGAUUGGAAGGAAGGAGAGCUGUGCGUAGAGAUGCUGUUACCAGGAUUGUGGAAGACUGUGAAAUUUACACUCACAAUGUCAGAAGAGCAGCUGGGAGGGUUUGACCUGCAGAAAUACAUACAGACACCAGAGGAAGAUCAGACUGAACUCCUCAGCCCUGAUGAUGUUCUUCAGAAGCUGGUGCCAGUGGUCACAACAUCCACCAAGGCAGUGCUGGGUGAAUGUAAGCUGACAGAAAAUAGUUGUCUCCAUCUGGCCUCUGUCCUGUCAUCUCCCUCAUCACGUCUCACAGAGCUGUUCCUGAGUCACAAUGAUCUGCGUGACUCUGGAGUGGAACUCUUAUGUUCUGGACUUCAGCAUCAACACUGCAGAUUGGAAAUACUGAGGUAAGUAUCAUUUCAUGUAGUCAGUCUGU